CUCUUAUUCUGUGUUUUUGUUGGUUUGCAGCACGGAAAUUUUAUAACAGCAGAGUUAUGUGUACAGUCUCAGGCAGUGUUAUUUCCCAUCUAAGACUCUAACCUCCAGCUCCACAGCAGCAGACAACAUGGUGAAUCUCGGUCUCACCAAGGUGGACGAUGCGCUGGCGGCAAAACACCCGGGUUUAGGGAGUUACGCUGCCUGCCAGUCUCAUGCCUUCAUGAAGGGGACUGGGACCUUUGUACUUGGUGCUGUCGGGUUUUUUGCCCUUCAGAGGGUUUUACAGAAGAAGCUUCCUUAUCCUCUUCAGUGGAGCCUGCUUGUUUCAAUAGUGGCGUCGUCAGUGGGCAGUUAUGCAGUGACUCGAUGGGAAACACAGAAAUGCUCAGACCUCUGGUUGCUACUAGAAACAGGAAAAGUGCCGGACAGAUCGCCACCACAGGUACCUAAAACAGAGGAAUCAGAGGGAUCAGGGAAGACAAAAUAUGGUGAUAUAAUGGAAUGAACAUAAUUAUGAAUAAACAUGUUUAUCUUCUGUAAAUAACUGCACCCCUUCAUAAAAUAUUCUACACUGGAGAUGUCCAGAUAA
This is a messenger RNA of Lates calcarifer (barramundi perch), 589 nucleotides long. RefSeq names its product transmembrane protein 141 (gene tmem141). Lineage: Eukaryota; Metazoa; Chordata; Actinopteri; Centropomidae. The record is from RefSeq and is a predicted model, not a curated record. The transcript is spliced from 5 exons. Bases 128 to 505 code for a protein of 125 amino acids.